This is a messenger RNA of Dinoponera quadriceps, 4083 nucleotides long. Its product is annotated as transcriptional repressor scratch 1-like. Gene Ontology annotation, molecular function: DNA-binding transcription factor activity, RNA polymerase II-specific; RNA polymerase II cis-regulatory region sequence-specific DNA binding. The coding region runs from base 250 to 1770 and encodes 506 amino acids. The record is from RefSeq and is a predicted model, not a curated record. Gene Ontology annotation, biological process: regulation of DNA-templated transcription. The transcript is spliced from 3 exons. Lineage: Eukaryota; Metazoa; Arthropoda; Insecta; Hymenoptera; Formicidae.
AACUAUUGCGCCCGAAAUUGCCGAAGCGAACGCAACCCUUGCGAGCGCCGCCCGACACCUACAUAUGUAUAUGCGCCCUCAAAUCAAGUCGCAAUCCUCCCUCUUAACAUCGUGACCCGCUGCUCCCUUUGCGUAUUAUCACCCUCCGCCGACGAGAAAGUAAUCGGUGCCGCGCGAGUGAUGGUUUGUGCGUCCUGAGUUGAUAAGUAUGACUUGUUGUGCGUCCUGAAAAGAACGAAGACGAGGAAGAUGCCGCGGGCGUUCCUGAUCACACAUCGCAGGUACAACGGCGCCGAGGACGAGAUCGGGGGACCCGAAAGAGAUCUCAGUGCCGAGAGAAGCUCGAGGUUGGCCGAUUACAGCGGCGGUCAGCCAACUUCCGAUGGCGCCAGCGAGUGCGGCAGCGAGACGUCGUCCGAGUGCCCCGAAGAGCUGUACAACCUGACGAAGCUGGCGGAGGUGAGCCUGGCGGCGGCGGCUGGUACCCUGAUCCACCACAGCAAUGUCAUCUACCAGCGACCGGUGUCGCCCAGAAUCACGCAGCAUCCGGAGAAGAGCCGGACGCUAGUGUCCCGACCUGUCGCACAGACAAGCCAGGACCCGAUCCUGAGCGAGAGGACCAGGCUCUUCCUCGAAAGGAUCGAGACCGAGCGAGAGAUCCUGGAAGGUCGUUGCGAGGAGAAAGGGAUUCGCCUGUCGCCGCGACACCCCGCCUGUACGCAGGAGGAAUCGGCCCUGUCGAAGGUACCGGUCGUUUCCGGACUCGUCGGUGAUGAUCCGACGUCGCCGGUGCCACCGGUGAAUGUCCACAGUCGACGAACGGCCACCACGGACCACACCAAGGCGGACCAGGACAACGAGGAUCACGAAUGUCCGGACUGCGGCAAGAAGUAUUCGACCUCGUCGAAUCUGGCCAGACACAGGCAGACGCACAGGUCGCUGGGCGAUAAGAAGGCCAGGAGAUGCCCGCACUGCGACAAGGUCUACGUAAGCAUGCCCGCGUUCAGCAUGCAUGUGAGGACCCACAAUCAGGGCUGCAAGUGUCAUUACUGCGGCAAGUGCUUCUCCAGGCCGUGGCUGCUGCAGGGACACAUACGCACGCACACAGGCGAGAAGCCCUUCAAGUGCACCAUUUGCAACAAAGCCUUCGCCGACAAGUCAAACUUGCGCGCCCACAUACAGACGCAUUCGAAUACCAAGCCUCACGUGUGCGGCCGUUGCGGCAAAGCCUUCGCCCUGAAAUCGUACCUCUACAAGCACGAGGAGUCGUCGUGCAUGCGCGCUCACCACCGAUCGUCCUCGGAGAAAGCCGACCAGACCGAUCAGCAGAGCUCGUCGUCGGUGAAACCAAGCGCUCCGUUAUCCUCGUCCCUGAACAGACCGCAAACUACACCGAGCGUCACCGCAUCGCCUACCAGCGUCAUAGUUCCUCGACUGGGACCCGAACGGGAUCAGAAGACAUCGGCGUUCUCCGCGAUCAUCAGGCACACCAGGACGGACGCGGUGGCGCCCUCGAAGCGACCUUGCAGAGAAAAGACACCCUGUCCGGACGAUCGAGAGAGGCAAAGCCCGGAUUCGCCGAUGAAGGAUCCGGAAUACGUGUCCAGGAUGGUCAUCAGGACGUCGGUGAUAUCUCCGAAUCCGGAACACCUGCUCCGUUUCGAAAACGACGUAAAGAGUUCCUCGACUACAUUCGAUUACCCCGAUCCGACGAGGCCUUCGGCUUUCUCGAGGCCCACCACGAUGACCUUGAACCUAGCUAUCGCUUAGGAAUCAGUUGACCAAUGCUGAUGCUUAGACCAAACCGGCCGUCUUGAUUUGUACUUAUUUUUUUGCAAAGUUUCACGGACAAGAAAUCCCCCGCAGACUCGAUCUGAAAUCUAUAGCGAGAAAUUUCUGACGAAGUCCACGAUCAGAAAAUUCUUCAUUCUGUAAAACUCUAUAACUUGAAAAAUCAUCGAAAUAUCGAAGAUGAGACUACAGUUCCGGAAGAUUCAAUCGACGAUUUGAAGAACGAGAUUUCGAUCGACGGGCGAUUAUACAGAAAUGUCCCAAAACUACGGAUAUCUUUUCAAUCGCUAAUUACUUUAAAACGACUCAGAGAGACAAUCUUUUUACAACAGGAACCCGGUUGAGAGACAGAAACACCAUGUUUUAUCGGCGUGUACAAUUUUCAGCGAUGAUUUAGUGGUGUUGCGCGCACAUCCUAUGCAACUUCGAUGGCGUUUCUGCAAGCAGGGUAACGAGAAUUGUCCCAAGUGUGAGCGUCAGUCUUCCCUUUCUUACCGCGGUCGAACGAAGAUUGCUUCCGGCAAUGGUGAAAUUGCAAAUUCACGAAUAAUCGAUCGAGUAUUUGCGCAUGAUGGAUAUUAUUAUUAUUCCAAGUAUCUUCCGAAUUAGGGACCACCUAGCGAUUAGUCGUAAUAACGUUAAAUCUGUAAGCCGUCGUGUUUAAUUUAGCGACACCAAGUCGUGCCUUAUGUGUAAUAAAUAAUCGGACACCGCGUGCGAGCGUAUUAAUUCGGCUUAGUUGACAGAACUCCGACGGGAUUGGCGUGCACGGAUGCGCGUAGAGAAAGAAAUUUCCGAGGUGUUAGGCCGCCCUGGCGAGAACGCCUGCUAAAUGCCAAACGUGUGACCUCACCUAUUUAAAGACAUAGCGCCAUCGCCGUCGCGCCGUCGAGAGCGCGAUUAAAAUUGAUUAUCGACACGAACUGAACCGCAGUGUGCCUUCGCGUCUUAUUAUUGUCUUAGAAUUAAAUGACAACGGGUCGAGGCUCUUCGAGGCAGCUAACAAGCUCGACGAGAUAUAGCGAUGUACACGUAUAGCGAGUUCCCAAAGCCCUAGUGAAAAACGAGAGGUUUUUGUGAGAGGCGAGCUCUCGCAAACCGUAAACGUCACGUUGUCACUGUCGAAGGGAUCUUCGUAAGCGUGUCAGGAUGCAGCGUCGGGAUGCUCUCAUAAAACGGAGGCGUGUAUCUGUGAUUCGGAAUUGCGCAACCGAUUGCCGACCGAAAAGCCGGGCGAUGCGGUCAUUUGUUUCGAGUGGAUGCACACGAGACAAAAUGUUUCGUCGAAUUUGUUGAGAGAGAGUGAACAAACCGAACGCAUUUUGCUUGAAGGAAACAGAAUGUCCGCCUGUGAAAACUAAAUUUGGAUCGUAAGGAAUGGUCAAUUCAAGCAAACUUUUUUUUUCCGUGGUCUAAAAGAAAAAUCACCGAUAUUAGAGAAUACCUGAAACAAGAAUGUCGAACCACUUGUAUGAUAUCGAAACUCGUCUCCUUCUUCCUCUCGGAGCAUCCAAUAUAAUUGUCGAAUGAGCGCGUCGUUUGGAGCCCCGGCAUGAAAGUCGCGCGUUCUCCAGCGGCGAAGUAAUUGUAACGACGAUAAAUAAGUCUUCGGUACCAGGAUUUUGGUAGCGAUCAGAGUGUCGAGCUAGUCGAACCCGUCUCGCCGUCCCGAACGUAAUCCGCCGUCGUGGCGAAGCUCUCGGGGGAUUUUGCGACAUUGCGACGAAUCCUCGAAAUCGUCAGCGAGCGUGUCACCCUUCCCGCGGGGAUUCAGCGAACGGCGGGAUAAUUACGAGCUGCGCGGAUGGCGACGGUUAUGAUAAAGAUUGCGCGUAAUAAGUGUAAAGUAACGUCGCGCGAGAUCGCGUCUCGCGCGGUUUGCCGAGGGAUCCGCUCGCGGCUGUAUAAUUAUAAUUGGCGAGCGCGAUUCGGACGUGUGCGUCCUAGUCAUUUCGAUUCGAUAGAUCGCCCUCCGACGAUCGGACGGGAGUAGGGAAGCCCGAUCUAGCCGCGUUAAUAACGUAGCCGUGUUGACCGCACGUUGUAAAUAGCAUUCCCACUUUUACGUAUUAGAAUUUAGACGCGAGAUACCGCUCGGUGCCAGUCACUUUUAGAUAGCUCGAUUUAUUACACCCGUCGUAUAUGUAUUGUGUAUAUACUACUACUACUACUACUUGUACACCGGAGUGCCUAUGUAAAAGAAAAAAAAAAAAACAUUUAUCCACUUUUUUUACGAAUUAUAAAAGUCUUGUCUAUCGUAACGAGAAAAAUAUACGAGAUGAUAUACGUGUA